Ixodes scapularis (black-legged tick) is the source of this 1544-nucleotide messenger RNA. RefSeq names its product GDP-D-glucose phosphorylase 1. Gene Ontology annotation, biological process: glucose metabolic process. Lineage: Eukaryota; Metazoa; Arthropoda; Arachnida; Ixodida; Ixodidae. Gene Ontology annotation, cellular component: cytoplasm. Gene Ontology annotation, molecular function: GDP-D-glucose phosphorylase activity. The record is from RefSeq and is a predicted model, not a curated record. The transcript is spliced from 10 exons. Bases 462 to 1505 code for a protein of 347 amino acids.
AAUAUUGUUAUUAUUAUUAUUAUCAUCAUCAUCAUCACGAUUAUGAAAAUAAAACGAACCACGACCAAGAGAUGGUCGUGAAACGAACUCCCGGGAACUGUGAUUUGGGCCAGUCAGCAGGGAUUGAGGGAAAAGAGAAGUGCCAGAGGAUAGGAGGGGAAAAACGAGCCACCAUAGUUUCGAUUCAAGUUUCAACCAAAUGGUCGAAACUUGUCUUCGAUUCGAUCCAAUCCAAUCCAACCAAAAAAUCAAAUUUUAUUAUUUUUUUUUUCUGCGUUUACGAUUUGUUAUUUACCACUGCACGUUGACAUCACCGAUCAAAAACUCUUGUGGGUUGCUGCAGUGCCCUACGUUAUACUGGCUACGUUAGCAUUUCACGAACUUUCAGCAUAAUACUGAUAAUACGCCGUAGCAUCGUCUCCAAGGCUGUCGCGACCUGAUACAUCGAGAUCCAGCUGGCAAUGUUCGAGUACGACGACGACGACCUGGUUUACGAGAUAAAUGCCUCUCCGACGAGCCCGUCUCGGUUCGACCGAUUGCUGCGGUCGCGGUGGGACAACGCGAUGGAGAAGGGCCACUUCUGGUACAGGCUGGACAAGCUGGAAACUAGGAUCCUGCCCGGAAAAUACAGGUUCGUGGCUCAGCUGAACAUAAAGAGGGCUCAGGAGAGGAGGAAACCCCAACAUGUGUCCUCUGUGGUCAUGCCUUUCAACCCUGACCUGUUCAACUUCACCAGGGUUAAAGACUCCGAGGUCCUAUUUGAAUUGAGGAAAACUGACAAAUGUUCCACAGCUACUAAGCCAGGACAUUGUGUGGUGAUCAAUGUGAGCCCACUGGAGUACUGCAACGCCCUGCUCGUUCCAAGCCUUGCGGACUGCCUGCCACAGGUUCUGUCACCCGACGGUCUGAUGCUUGCCAUCGACGCCGUGUUGCUCAGCAGCAGUCCUGCUCUCAGGGUCGGCUUCAACAGUCUGGGAGGUUUUGCGUCGGUCAACCACCAACACUAUCACCUCUACUACCUGGAGCACAGGCUACACCUCGAAAAAGCGCGAGUGACCCGCAUCUUUGGAGACUACCAUGAGUUGCAAGACUACCCGGCCGAAGGUUUUGCAUUCCAGGUGUCCAGAGAGAACAAGGAAGCUGUGGUGAGACACAUCAUGGCACUGGUGGGCGUGCUUCUGGAGACUUCGACCGCACACAACCUGUUUGUCACCAGGGGCACUGCCUUUCGAGAGGGGAGUGUUGGGCUCUCGGUCGUCAGGGUCUACCUCUGGGCAAGGAAGUCGUGCUACGGAGCCAAGGACGAGUCUGCAUUUAAUGUGGCCCUUUGCGAACUUGGAGGACACCUGCCAAUGAAAAAUGACGACGGUUUUCGCUCGGCCACCGAAGACUCUGUUGCAGCCGUGUUGAGGGACUUCUGUCACGAGACCUUUGUGAAAGUUCGGGCGAAGAUGGCAAGUUUGGAAAAGGACAGUGAAGAAGCAUCUAUGGAUCGCACCAGCUGAGCUGUACAUCCGCAUUAAAUAUUUUAUUUCAACUCUGAA